This is a messenger RNA of Penicillium olsonii, 1539 nucleotides long. Lineage: Eukaryota; Fungi; Ascomycota; Eurotiomycetes; Eurotiales; Aspergillaceae. The record is from the annotation of a GenBank genome assembly.
AUGAAGGACAAUGAUCUUAGGCCAGUAGAAUCGGCGCAGUCUCUCGCUGCGACCUUUUCACCCAUCAGGGAAGUUCUCUUUGUCGCCGUGGUUUGUAUGGGCCAAUUCAUGACCCAGACCAACAUUGGAGUAUGUUUAUCACCACUCGAUAUCGUCGGCAAUAGCUUCGGAAUAACCGACCCCGGAGUUUUAAGCUGGUUCAUGGCCGGCUACUCACUCACCGUGGGGACAUUCAUCCUGAUCUCUGGCCGAUGUGGUGAUCUUUUCGGAUACCGUCUGAUGUUCAUCUCCGGGUUCUGUUGGCUUGCGGUCUGGUCUCUUGUUGCCGGGCUGAGCGUCUAUUCGAACUACAUUCUGUUCAUCUUUGCCCGCGUUCUUCAAGGACUAGGCGGCGCUAUGCUUUUGCCAAAUGCACUGGCUCUCCUUGGAGCAACCUACCAACCCGGGAAGCGAAAGAACAUGAUAUUCGCCAUCUUUGGUGCCGCCGCUCCCAACAGUGCUCUGCUCGGAACUGUCUUCGGUGCGCUUUUCUCUCAAUUAGCUUGGUGGCCAUGGACAUACUGGUCACAAGCACUCGUUUCCCUCGUUUGUGCCGCGUUGGGCCUUGCGGUCAUUCCAUCCAUUCACCACGAUGCACACUACGACAAAUCCCUGCUGGGCUUGCUCAAAGCCCUCGACGCACUUGGAGGGGUCUGCGGAAUCGGCGGACUAGUUCUGGUCAACAUAGCUUGGAACCAAGCGCCCAUUGUGGGAUGGAGCGAGCCCUAUGUCUAUGUGAUACUGAUCGUAGGCAUCCUCUUCAUUGCUGCAUUCUUCUAUGUGGAGUUUUGUGUCGCCGAACACCCCCUCAUCCCAUUCCACGCCUUCAGUCGUGACGUCUCCUUUGUCCUUGGCUGUGUUGCCUGCGGUUGGGGCUCAUUCGGAAUCUGGAUUUAUUACUUCUGGCGGUUUCAAGAGAAGUUCCGUCUCGCCACGCCUCUCCUGGCAUCUGCCGAAUUCGUCCCCGUCGGUCCGAUGGGGAUCAUUGCAUGUGUUGUCACUGGAUGGUUGAUGGGUCACAUGCGCCCUGGGUGGAUCAUGGUACUGUCAAUGAGCGCGUUCACCUUGGGCAAUGUGUUGAUCGCAAUUGCACCGGUCCACCAGACUUACUGGGCGCUGACCUUUGUUUGCCUUUUGGUGAUUCCAUGGGGCAUGGAUAUGUCAUUCCCCGCAGCUACUCUGAUGCUUUCAAACUCGGUUGAACGAAAGCAUCAGGGUGUCGGCGCAUCUUUGGUCACCACCAUUGUCAACUACAGCAUUUCCCUGAGUCUGGGUUUCGCUGGUACGGUGGAGGUCCACGUGAACAAUGGAGGCCGCACACCGGCCGAUGUAUUGAAAGGGUACAGAGGCGCCUUAUACAUGGCCAUUGGUCUCGGUGGUCUUGGGAUGUUUCUCAGUGCGAUAUAUACCUUCAAGGGAUAUCGAAGCGAGAGAUUGUCCAAGAAGAGUCACGACGAAGAAGCCAAACAGGUGCAAAAUUCAUUCAAGCCCACAAACUAA